AUGGAUCAGCGUAAAUAAUAUCUUAUAUAAUGCAUAACAAAAUUACUUAAGCUUGAAGAAGAACCCAGAAGUCUUAUUAAAUCUCCUAUAUUGGAAGAUUUUAUAGAUAAUAAUGACAAGAAAAGUAUUGCAUUAGUAUAUUUAUCUGGAAAAGGUUUCAAAAUUUAUAAAUAUUAAGAAGUAUUAGCUUAAGAUAAUUAAUUAAUAACGAUUUGCAAGAAUACAGGCGAUUAUAUAUCCGAAGAUAAUAUAAAUAAAGUGAUUAGUAUUUCUUUAAUGUCUUCAGAUCCAAUAAAUUAAUUUUAUCAACAUCUUACAUAAUUUUAUAUGCCGGCUUUAAAAGAUAAAAUGUAACCUAAUAUGAAUAAAAUGUUAGAAUAAUUAAUGGAAAAUUUAGAUAACUCCUUAAAUGGUAAUGAAAAUGAUUUGGAUGAAAAAAAUGUAAAAAAUAUAAAUAAACCAUCAGAUGAAUUUGAGUUUUGGUAAAGAUAUUUAACAUCAGUAAAUUCAGCAAAUACUUAAAAACGUAUAUAGUAUUAUAUUAAUUAAUUUUCUUAAAUAGAAGGAUGGAAAGAUCUAAGAAAAAUAGAAUCUUAAAAAAUGGAAGAACUAAUAGAUAAAACAGCUGAUGUUAUUGAUAAAAUAUGGAAUGUUGAUAAUUCUUAUCCUGAAAUACGAAUGAGAAAACUAAUAGAUACUUUUAUUAGUUAAUGUAGUCAAAAAUUAAUAUUAGAAUUAAAACCUGAUGAAAUAUGGGAUUUAAAUUCUUAUAAAAUUAAAUCUAAGUUAAUUGAAGGCCAAAAAUAUAUAAAAUAUUUAAACGAUACUAUAAAUUAAUAUGUAACUUAAUUAUGGACAGAAAGAAAAUGGAUGAGCGGUUCUUUUGAUUUUUCUGCUAGUAAUAAUUUAAUUCAAAGAAUAAAUGAAAUUGUAGAAUUUCGUGAAUAGUAUGAAGAGCUAAACAAAAUUUUAAAUUUAAAAAGAGAUUUCGAUCUUGCUUUUAACCAUUUUAAAUCCAUAAAUAGUUUAUCUUCGCCUAAUGACAUAUGGAACACUUAAAAAUCUAAAUUUAAUUAACAAAUGGAAGAAAUCGAAGAUGAAAUCUACAAAUUUUUUAAAAAGGAAAUAUUUACAUAAAAUACUAGUAAAGAAAAUCCUAUUUAAGUUUUAAGAGAAAUGCAGAAUUGGAAUGGGCUAUUAUCUAGAUAAAAAAUAAUGAAAAAACUAAUGCCCGAACGUCAUUUAGUAUUAGUUUCUUUGCUUUAAAUUUGUGAAAAAAUUAAAGAUGAAUUUGAAAGUAAAAGUGGUUAAAAUUUAGAUCUUUCAUUAGGAAUGGAAAUUAUUCCCUAAGGACAUAACUUUCGAAAGUUUUGA
This is a messenger RNA of Ichthyophthirius multifiliis, 1374 nucleotides long. RefSeq lists its product as hypothetical. NCBI's taxonomy places the organism in Eukaryota, Ciliophora, Oligohymenophorea, Hymenostomatida. The record is from RefSeq and is a predicted model, not a curated record. The transcript is spliced from 5 exons.